Oryzias melastigma (Indian medaka) is the source of this 5134-nucleotide messenger RNA. RefSeq names its product glutamate receptor, ionotropic, N-methyl D-aspartate 1a (gene grin1a). The transcript has 22 exons. Gene Ontology annotation, biological process: monoatomic ion transport; ionotropic glutamate receptor signaling pathway; regulation of membrane potential. The coding region runs from base 573 to 3416 and encodes 947 amino acids. NCBI's taxonomy places the organism in Eukaryota, Metazoa, Chordata, Actinopteri, Beloniformes, Adrianichthyidae. Gene Ontology annotation, cellular component: neuron projection; plasma membrane; NMDA selective glutamate receptor complex. The record is from RefSeq and is a predicted model, not a curated record. Gene Ontology annotation, molecular function: NMDA glutamate receptor activity.
GAGCGCGAGGCAGCACACUUCAAACAGUUCGAAGCGGCGCGCGCGGGACGGCACCUUUAAAGCUUGCGCUCUUUGAAGACCACCGCGCGCACAAAAGCAAAAAAAGGUCUAAAUGUGUUUAGUGUCACGCGCAUGAAGCGCCGCGCGCGUGUUUAAUCCAAAAUCUUUGAUGCUGUCACACUGCAGUUCCGGCAUCGAGCGCGCAGAGCAGCGGGAGCGCGCAGCACCGCCGCGGCGCGCGUCACAGCUGUCAGCACCAAGGACAGCGGCGCUCAGAGCGCGCGGAGCCGCCUCCGGACCGACACACCGGAACCGUCACCACCGGGGAGGGUCUGACUCGGAGGGACAAAAGGGGGGUGUAGCACGCGGUUGGACGUCCCAGCUGUCCAUGACAUGAUCACGCGCAUUCCUCCGCAGUGCUCUGGUUUUUUUCUGUCCUGGUUUUCUUUUACCUUCUCGUCUCCCCCUCCCUCGCGCUCACCGCCCACCUGGAUCUAGUCCGCCUCGUUCUGUGUGAGCCGAGCCCCUCCGACAGAAGCGGCCGGGCUGCGCUGCGCCGUCUGCUCCUCAAGAUGCGCCUCUUUCUGCUGGCCGUGCUCUUCUGCUGCUCCGUGGCGCGGGCCGGCUGCGAGCCCAAGAUCGUUAACAUCGGGGCCGUCCUGAGCCAGAAGAGGUACGAGCAGGUCUUCAAAGACGCCGUGACCCAGGCCAACCAGGUCUACGGCAGGGACAAGUUCAAGCUGACCGCCAUCUCUGUUACGCACAAGCCCAACGCCAUCCAGAUGGCUCUGUCCGUGUGCGAGGACCUCAUCUCCAGCCAGGUCUAUGCCAUCCUGGUGAGUCAUCCCCCCCAGUCCAAUGACCACCUCACUCCCACGCCCGUCUCCUACACCGCCGGCUUCUACCGCAUCCCUGUGGUGGGGCUCACCACCCGAAUGUCCAUCUACUCUGACAAGAGCAUCCACCUGUCCUUCCUGCGCACCGUGCCGCCUUACUCCCACCAGGCGCACGUGUGGUUCGACCUGAUGCGCGAGUUCAACUGGAACCACAUCAUCCUGAUCGUCAGCGACGACCACGAGGGGCGGGCGGCCCAGAAGAGGCUGGAGACGCUGCUGGAGGAGAGGGAGACCAAGAAUAAAAAAAGGAACUAUGAAAACCUCGACCAACUGUCCUAUGACAACAAGCGAGGACCUAAGGCAGAGAAAGUCCUCCAGUUCAGCCAGGAGACUAACUUAACUGCCCUGCUGCUGGAGGCUAAAGAGCUGGAGGCCCGAGUCAUCAUCCUGUCUGCCAGCGAGGAGGACGCAGCUGCGGUGUACAAGGCCGCCCGCUUCCUCAACAUGACGGGCUCAGGCUACGUGUGGCUGGUGGGGGAGCGGGAGAUGUCGGGUAAAGCCCUGACCGAGGCUCCGGACGGGCUGAUCGGCCUCCAGCUCAUCAACGGGAAGAACGAGUCGGCUCACAUCAACGACGCGGUGGCCGUGGUGGCCCAGUCCAUCCAAGAGCUCUUUGAGAAGGAGAACAUCACGGAACCCCCCCGAGGAUGCGUGGGAAACACCAACAUCUGGAAGACAGGGCCCCUCUUCAAGCGGGUUCUGAUGUCGUCCAAGUAUCCAGAGGGCCUCACAGGACGCGUGGAGUUCAACGACGACGGGGACAGGAAGUACGCGCACUACAGCAUCCUCAACUAUCAGAAGAGUCGUCUCGUUCAAGUUGGCAUCUACAACGGCACACAGGUGGUGAUGAACAAUCAGCGGAAGAUAAUCUGGCCUGGAGGAGAGACGGAGAAACCGCAGGGCUUCCAGAUGUCCACUCGGCUAAAGAUAGUGACCAUACACCAGGAGCCUUUUGUGUACGUGAAACCCACCAUGCUGGAUGGGACCUGCAAGGAGGAAAUGACCCUGAACGGAGUCCUAAUAAAAAAGGUCAUCUGCACCGGGCCCAAUGAGACCAUCCCAGGGCGCCCCACCGUGCCCCAGUGUUGUUAUGGAUUCUGUAUUGAUCUCCUGAUCAAGUUGGCCAUGACCAUGAACUUCACCUAUGAGGUGCAUCUGGUGGCCGAUGGAAAGUUUGGAACUCAAGAACGGGUGAACAACAGCAACAAGAAAGAGUGGAAUGGGAUGAUGGGAGAGCUCCUGGGGGGCCUGGCUGACAUGAUUGUGGCCCCGCUGACUAUAAACAACGAACGAGCCCAAUACAUCGAGUUCUCUAAACCCUUUAAAUACCAAGGCCUCACCAUCCUGGUUAAAAAGGAAAUUCCGCGCAGUACUCUGGACUCGUUCAUGCAGCCGUUCCAGAGCACGCUGUGGCUGCUGGUGGGUCUUUCGGUACAUGUGGUGGCGGUGAUGCUUUACCUUCUAGACCGGUUCAGUCCGUUUGGAAGAUUUAAAGUAAACAGUGAAGAAGAAGAGGAAGACGCCCUCACCUUAUCAUCCGCCAUGUGGUUCUCCUGGGGAGUGUUGCUGAACUCUGGAAUUGGAGAAGGUGCCCCACGCAGCUUCUCAGCCAGAAUCCUGGGUAUGGUGUGGGCCGGCUUUGCUAUGAUCAUUGUGGCUUCCUACACUGCCAACCUGGCUGCCUUCCUGGUGUUGGACCGGCCUGAGGAGCGCAUCACCGGCAUCAACGAUCCAAGGCUGCGGAAUCCAUCUGACAAAUUCAUCUAUGCUACGGUGAAGCAAAGCUCCGUGGACAUCUACUUCCGGCGGCAGGUCGAGCUGAGCACGAUGUACCGCCACAUGGAGAAGCACAACUACGAAAGUGCCGCCGAGGCCAUUCAGGCUGUGCGCGACAACAAGCUGCAUGCUUUCAUCUGGGACUCUGCGGUGCUGGAGUUUGAAGCCUCGCAGAAGUGCGACCUGGUAACCACGGGAGAGCUGUUUUUCCGUUCGGGCUUUGGCAUAGGCAUGCGCAAGGACAGCCCCUGGAAACAGAAUGUGUCCCUGGCCAUUCUCAGUUCUCAUGAGAAUGGCUUCAUGGAAGACCUAGAUAAAACCUGGGUGAGAUACCAGGAGUGUGACUCGAGGAGCAAUGCCCCAGCCACACUCACCUUUGAAAACAUGGCAGGAGUCUUCAUGCUGGUGGCUGGAGGCAUUGCAGCAGGGAUCUUCCUCAUCUUCAUUGAAAUCGCCUACAAGAGACACAAAGACGCCCGCAGGAAGCAGAUGCAGCUGGCCUUUGCGGCCGUCAAUGUCUGGAGGAAGAACUUGCAGCCCUCUUCCUCUCUAGAGACUCAGGAUGAUAGGAAAAGUGGUAGAGCAGAGCCCGACCCCAAAAAGAAAGCCUCUUUUAGGUCCAUCAGUACCACCCUGGCCUCCAGCAUCAAGAGACGUAGGUCCUCCAAAGACACGCAAUACCCACCCACUGACAUCACGGGCCAACUCAACCUGUCGGACCCGUCUGUCAGCACGGUGGUGUGAGGAGAGAGCCAGGAGAGAGGAAAUCAUGCGAGGAGGAGAGGGGCCGUCGCGUUUCCUGUCCCGCUCAAGCCGCCGAGGCCCACAGGAAAUGGACGAAGAGGAGGCCUCAAAACCCGCACCUUUUUUUAAAGACCUGAUCUUAGAUGUUUGUGGGUUACUGAGCAUGCACAGAAGAACCCACCCAGCUCGCACUUACACUCUUUUCCUUCUGUAUAGUAUCGGAAACAUAUUUAACCUUGUUUUGUCCUUUUACUCACAUAAUCUUUGGUGUUUUGCAGCUUUUUGAGGAACUGCUUAGAUUUUAGCUCCACAGGUUUAAUUUGGUUGAGUUUGCAGCUAAUCUAGAGCAAACCUUCUCCACAUAUCACCUCUGAUUAGCCUCAUGUUUCUUAACAAAUAGUGCAAUAUAAGAAGUACUGUAAAGGAAAUAUUUUUAAUAGGAAUUAUCUGUAAUCUACAUUUGAUUUCUUUAUUGGGACGCACUAAUAUUAGCACUAAAAAGGGACACAGUCAUGCUUUAUUUGCUUAUAAGUAAUAAUGAAAGCAUGUUGUAUAUGAAUACGAGCUGUAUGUACCAGAAUGAUCUUGAUUAUUGUCAUUUUUGAGCUUCUUCGGCAGAGUUUCUUCUGCCCUUUAAUUUGCACAAACCCACCAAAGGCACUUAUUGGAUAAAUGACUCAAAGUCAAAUUAGUUGUAAUAUAUUAGAUGAUAUAGAAAGAAAGAAAUAGCUUCCAUGACAAAUACUAGAUCUUUGAGAAAUUUGAUGACUCAAAGUCUUUAAGUUUAGGGGAGCCCCCGGUCCUCCUCUCUCCUGCAGCAGCAGUCUUUCUCACUUCCUUUUGUUGAAGGGGUUGCAUCAAAGGGCCAGGUUUUUCAGCCAACCGGCACUCUGUCUUUCAUGCAAAACCUCCCCCCGGCAUGCCGAGCGCUGUGGAGCGCUGCGGAGCUUUUGCACGAAGGCCUCAGAGUGAGCUGGACGCUCCGCUCCUGUGCAGGUCUUGGUUAGUUGCAAAAACAGGCCGUUUCCCACUUUGUGGAGGUGAGAAACCUCUGCUGUGAACGCCAUCCAAUCCUCUGUGGUGUCUGGCACUGCGCUGCACUUUACGUUGAGGGGCCCCCCACAGUCUGAAAAUAUAUGAAAAAGUAUCCAAUGCAUCCAAACCCUAACAACAAGAACUCCCCAGGGUUUCACUGGUGGUUUUGUGUGUUUUGCUCGAUGGUGAAAGACAGUUUCCAGUUGAAGGCCUCUGACCCGGUCCGUCCCAGUCCGGCCUGCAUGCUUCUGUGUUGACGCCAGCGCUUCCGUGUGGUUUUGGACGUGUGCAGAUGAGCUGUGUGACGUUGAAUCCCCUGUAAAUAGGAAACUGCUCAUGUUUUGGAGCUGAGAAUGUGUUACGCUUUGGGUAUUACCACAACACACGUGUAGAAUACAACACACACACAAAUGAAGCCCUGCAAAGGAGGCUCUGCGUGUAUUUCUUACCUUUUCCAGUAAAAAAAACUUGCUUUUAAUCAUCCUGUUUCUACAACUGUCAAUAAACUAUACAAGUGUACCCAUCAUUGUGCUUUUAUUGAUUAAGGGCUGCAGUUCAUUUAUAUUCCUGUUCCUGUUUAUCCACAUGAAAUCAUUGAGCGUUGGUGUUCAAAGGUCUGUAUUCCUGAAUGAAGAGUGAAUUUAGAAAAACAAUGUGCAAUAUUAAAAUAUGGUGUGACAAAA